Zea mays is the source of this 2264-nucleotide messenger RNA. RefSeq names its product Pentatricopeptide repeat-containing protein. Lineage: Eukaryota; Viridiplantae; Streptophyta; Magnoliopsida; Poales; Poaceae. The transcript has 2 exons. Bases 92 to 1888 code for a protein of 598 amino acids. Gene Ontology annotation, molecular function: protein binding. The record is from RefSeq and is a predicted model, not a curated record.
CCAGAGCCGCUGGCUGCAAGCGGCGCGCCCGGCGCCCACACGGCCACAGCCACGGUCCAUCGCAUCCCGAGCGCCGAAAUCCAAACGCACAAUGACUUCGCCGCCCCCGCCCCCGCCCCCCACCGUGUGCGUUCUCCUCCCCUUCUCUCCCUCGUCCGCCGGCCGCCCUCACCACUCGCGCCACCCCGCGCGCCGCCGCCUGUGCGUCCGCAGCUCAAGGCCCAGCCCACCGGGCAUCCCCAACACCAGCACCAGGCCGCCUCCGCUGCCGCCGCGCCGACUGCACGGAGCAGACCGCCGCCUCAGCGCCCUGAUCCACCGGGGCGACCUAGACGCGGCGCUCCGCCUCGUGGGCUCCUCGCCGCGCCCGCCCGACGUUCCGCUCGCCAACCGGCUUGUCCGCGACCUCUGCCGGCGGGGCCGCCCCGCCGACGCCGCGCGCGUCGUCGAGGCGUGCGGGCCCGAGGCCACCGCCGCCACCUACGGCGCGCUGGUCGACGGGUACUGCCGCGCGGGCCUGCUCGAGGACGCGCGCCGCGUCGUGGGCGGAAUGCCCGCGCACGUGCAGGCCAGCAGCGCGUACGCCCACAACCCACUCAUCCACGCGCUCUGCGAGCGCGGGCGGGUCGCGGACGCCCUCGUGGUGCUCGACGGCAUGCUCUGCCGCGGGUGCGCGCCCGACGUGGUCACCUACAACAUCCUGCUCCAGGCGGCGUGCAAGGGGAGAGGAUACCGGCAGGCCCUGGAGCUCAUCGAUUUCAUGCGCGCAGAGGGGUGUGAGCCCAACAACGUGACGUACAAUGUCAUCAUCGAUGCUAUGUGCAGAGAAGGUGAUGUAGACCAGGCACGCGAGCUUCUGAACAGCUUGCCUUCUAGAGGUUGCAAGCCCAACACUGUCAACUACAACACUGUUUUGAAGGGUUUCUGCAGCAUCGAGCGAUGGGUGGAUGCUGAUGAGAUUCUAGACGAGAUGGUUCGUGAGAACUGCCCACCAAACGAAGCAACACUCAAUGUGAUCAUCAAUACCUUGUGUCGAAAAGGAUUGCUCCAGAAAGUUACUCUGUAUCUAGAGAAAAUGUCAAAGCAUGGAUGCACGGCAAAUGUUGUUACAUACAAUGCUGUAAUCAGUGGGAUGUGUGAGCAAGGAAAUGUGGAUAGUGCCUUGGAGUUACUCAGCAACAUGCAAUCCUUUGGUUGUAAACCUGAUAUUGUCACCUACAACACUGUGCUAAAGGGUUUGUGCAGUGCUGAUAGGUGGGAGGAUGCCGAGGAGCUAAUGAUUAAGAUGUCCCAGAAUGAUCGCCUCCCAGAUAACUCGACAUUCAAUACUAUUAUUAGUUUCUGGUGUCAAAAGGGAUUGAUUUUGCAGGCCUUUGAAGUCUUUAAGCAAAUGCCUGAGAAAGGCUGCAAUCCUAAUUCAACUACUUACAGUACAAUAAUAGGUGGACUAACCAAGGCUGGCAAGAUGGAACAAGCCCUUGAGUUGUUGAAUGAAAUGGCCAACAAAGGAUUCAACACAGAUAAGAUGUACCGGGUGUUAACUGAGAGUCUGAAUAAAGAGGAUAAAAUUGAAGAGGUAGUCCAGGUGGUUCAUAAACUGCAAGAUUCAGGCAUAUCACCCCAGACAGUACUCUACAAUACAGUACUGUUAGGGCUUUGCAGAAAUGGGAAAACAGAUUAUGCUAUUGAUGUGCUUGCUGAUAUGGUGUCAUGUGGUUGUAUGCCUGAUGAAUCGACCUACAUUAUACUCAUAGAAGGUUUGUUUUAUGAGGGCUAUUCGAAGGAGGCAAGAGAAUUGCUAAGCAGGUUGUGCUCAAGAGAUGUACUUUCUAACAGCUUGAUCAAGAAUGAAGCUUUGUUGUUAGAUCAAAAUAUUCGAUCUUCUUGAGUCACGAUUAAUUCAAGAGCAUGUGUGCACUUUUAACAUCAUUGUAUGUAGUGGUGGAGUAGGUUAGCACUUACACAUUGCUUCAAUUUUGAUUGAUGUGAGCACAUUGGAUUGUACACAUGGUUUGAUGUUUACUUUCUGGAUUCACGUUUAGCCAAGGCAUCCUCAUAUCCAAAAUAUAAGUCGUUUCAGGCCUGUACUUUGGAUCAGUAUUCUCUAUUUCUGUCUGGAGGUACUUGCCUCUGAAUUUAGGUUAAGAUGGAAUGUGUAGCCAAGUUUAAGGAACAAGAUAUUGUAGGAUUGCACCUGUAGAAGCGAAAGAACAAGGGAUGAGCACUUUGUUGCUCAAGUGCAUGCGUUUUAUUGCUCCUUUCUA